UACUUCCUUGACCAUCGAGGAGAUUUAUUUGCUCACGGUCAGGUUCCACGGAUCUACUGCGCUUCACACUACGCACAUUUCGUGCCAAAGCAAUUGUUUGGAGAGACGCCGACUGGGUUUCUAACAGAUCUGUAGAUAAAUCGGCUAUUUCCCUGAAAGUUGCAAUGGAGUUUUGGUUACUAUCUCUCCCAUUGGAUAAAACGAGCGUAGCCAGCCUGGAUAAAUUGAAACGUACCAUCGCCAAAACCAACCUGGCCACUUGCGGCAAGCUCUCCAUCCCUGAGCUCAAGGUGGGGACAUUGGACAACCUACUCAGUGUGUCAGAUAACCUCAGCCAGCUCGACACACUUACGGAAAGUGUUAUUAAAAAGACAUGCCACUUUAUGGGAGAGGUGAUGGAGCAGGCCAGUGACAAAGUGCUGGAAAAGGGCCUUGUAAAUGGAGUGGACCUGGUGAAAUAUGUGACCAAGUUUCAGUGGGACAGAGCCAAGUAUCCCACCUCUCUGCCCCUCAGGGUACUGGCAGACAACAUCAACAAGCAAGUGUCCCAGGUGGAUGCCGAGUUCAAAUCCCGGGCGUCGACGUACAACAGCAUCAAGAGCAGUCUGCACUGCCUGCAGCGCAAAGCGGAGGGCAACCUGCAUACCCGCGGGUUGAAUGACAUCGUAACCAGAGAGGAUGUGAUGGAAUCGGAGUAUUUAACCACACUACUGGUGGUGGUUUCCAGGGGGGACUAUAAGCAGUGGGACAGCACCUACGAAUCCUUCUCGCUGUUUGUGGUGCCGCGGUCCAGCAGGAUGCUGUACGAGGACACCCAGUGCGGGGUCUUCUCCGUCAUCCUGUUCAGGAGAGCUGUCAGCGACUUCAGAGAGAGAGCCAAACAGAGCAAGUUCACAGUGCGUCAAUGCAACAUGGAGGUGGAGGAAAAACACCUGCAGGAAAUACAGAGGCUGAACGUAGACAACAAGGAGCAACAUGUAGUGUUUGUGCGUUGGCUGAAGGUCAACUUCAGAGAGGUGUUUGUUGCUUGGAUUCAUCUGAAGGCAUUGCGGGUGUUUGUGGAAUCAGUCCUCAGGUACGGGCUACCUGUAAGCUACCAGGCGUUGCUGCUGCAGCCGGACAGGAAGCGUGUGAAGAGGCUGAGGCAGGAGCUGUCCACCCUCUUCAUGCACCUGGAACCCUCUGCCAUGUCCAACAAGGUCGACGCCAGCUUUGAUGUCCCAGAAAUGAUUCAGCAGGAGUACUUCUCCUAUAUCUGCUUCCAAAUCAACACCAACAUGUUGGACACUGGCAAGUAGCGGCCGGAAGAGCCAGCAGGGUCAUUCAACAGGAAGUCCCGCCCCUCAUUCUGCAUCUUCUUUUUCCCGGAGCCAAACAGAGGUGAUGCAGGAACGCUGCAGGAUGUCUCCUGAAACACAAGUUGGGUGUCCAAACGCAACCAUCGUGCAUGUCUUCCAUGCUAGCAAGGAUUGCCCACACUACUACAGCUACCCAUACAUUUGUUGUUAUUCUGAUGGAUCCCUUCAUGCCACACUGUUAAUAUGGUCAUCGACUGUAAAAAAAUAUAUACAUAUAUAUGGGUUGGGGGGGUUGAAAUCUAUAUGGGGAGGGGGUUGAAAGUGGUACGAUUAUUAUACAGACGAUGCUUAAUCUCAUUAGGAAUUUAGGAACUAAAUGAACGUUUUGAUAUAUAUUGAAUGUAUAUUUACAGAAAUGUAUUAUGUAAUCUUGAUCUUUCAUGUCUUACAGUCUUAUUCACAAAUAUGUUUCUAGGAUUUUACAAAAUAGCCCAGCAAACCAACCAAGUUAAAGGUCAUUAUAAAUAAAAGGUUGA
Gadus morhua (Atlantic cod) is the source of this 1834-nucleotide messenger RNA. RefSeq names its product ATPase H+ transporting V1 subunit C2 (gene atp6v1c2). The transcript is spliced from 12 exons. Gene Ontology annotation, cellular component: vacuolar proton-transporting V-type ATPase, V1 domain; lysosomal membrane. The coding region runs from base 165 to 1298 and encodes 377 amino acids. Gene Ontology annotation, molecular function: proton-transporting ATPase activity, rotational mechanism. The record is from RefSeq and is a predicted model, not a curated record. NCBI's taxonomy places the organism in Eukaryota, Metazoa, Chordata, Actinopteri, Gadiformes, Gadidae. Gene Ontology annotation, biological process: proton transmembrane transport.